Lethenteron reissneri (Far Eastern brook lamprey) is the source of this 2669-nucleotide messenger RNA. Its product is annotated as G-protein coupled receptor 4-like. The record is from RefSeq and is a predicted model, not a curated record. Gene Ontology annotation, cellular component: membrane. Lineage: Eukaryota; Metazoa; Chordata; Hyperoartia; Petromyzontiformes; Petromyzontidae. Gene Ontology annotation, biological process: G protein-coupled receptor signaling pathway. Gene Ontology annotation, molecular function: G protein-coupled receptor activity.
AUGUGCAACGCAGUACACCCACACAUGGGGCGACGUGCAAACUGUAAAAAAAAGAACAUUAUAAAAGUGCAUUACAGACUUCGUAGAACCAGAGGUUGGAAAAACCGGAGCCAGCGACAAAACGGUGACUGCCAAGUCUACGUUCUCACCAGUUUUGUCACCAGCUUCCAGAAGAUACAUCCAUACGGAUCAACACCACAUUGGCUUGCAGUGAUGUUGGCAGAACCUACAAAGAUGACAGAAGGAAAUAAUUCAUGUAAUCAAUCACACGGAGAACCUGAUGGCGAUACAUACGAGACGACGUUAUUUCCAGUCAUAUACUCUCUCGUAUUCAUCAUCGGAAGUUUCGGGAACCUAAUUGCCAUAUGUCUGACCUACAUGUACAUUAAGCAGAAAAACAUUUUGGGGAUUUAUUUGAUGAACCUUUGCAUAUCGGACUUCCUGUACCUCCUGACCCUUCCCAUGUGGAUCGUCUACACGAAGAAUCACGAUUCAUGGAACUAUGGCGAAAACAUGUGCAGGCUGGUCGGCUUUGUUUUCUACACGAACAACUACACCACCAUCAUGUUCCUGUGCUGCAUUGCCCUUGACCGCUGCCUGGCCGUGGCGUUUCCCCUGCGCUCUCUGGGACUACGGCGCAUGUCCGUGGCUAUUGCGGCGUGCGCAUUCGUGUGGGCCCUGCUCGUCCUCUCGCACAUCCCUCUCGUCACGCACCCGCAGCUCUUCAACGAUUCACACCACCACGAAGUCUGCUACGAAAAGUACAAAGAGCCGUGGGUGAUCACCAUCAACUACUUCAGGGUGUUUGUGGGGUUCCUAGUCCCACUGUGCCUCAUCGUGGCGUCGUACAGCUGCAUCAUCCACAUCGUGCGACGCACCAGUGUCGUGGAGAGGCGCCAGAAAGUCAAGAUUAUCAGCCUCAUCGUGGCCAUCCUGGUCAUCUUCGUGGUCAGCUUUCUGCCGUACAAUGUGCUCCUUCUGGUGCGUUCCGUCAAAUUUGGGGAAUACGACCUGGAUGGGACACUCCGCAGCGCCUACAGGCUCUGCUUCACCCUCACAAGCCUCAGCAGUGCCCUGAACCCGUUCCUCAAUGUGUUUGUGUCGGAGAACUUCCCCGACGACUUCAGGAAUGUCGUCACGAUGCUGACACGCUGCCUGACGCGAUCAAAGUGCUGCAAGAGGCUUGAUGACGAAGGGCAACAAAAAUGCGAUCGCAAUAAGCGACUCGAUGACAUUCAGCCGUCUACAAUGUCAACCACCUCUAACGCAGAGGGGUGCAAUGUUUCACCCAGCAUGGGCCAACAUCAAGGAUAUCAUUUACCUCCUCUCGAGCCAGUUGAGUGCUAUGGAAAACGAUGCCAACAUGACACCAACGACAGCAAGAGUGAUAUCCCAUUCACAAGGGUGGACCUGGUAGCCUGUUCGCUAGCAAAAGCAAGCAGCGGGUUUUGCUGACCCUUCAUAUUUUCCUUUUGAUCACGGCGAGUAAAACCCAUGCCACAACUGCCUGUGGGCUGCAGCGUGCACACCAUUGGUCUAAGAACCUACCCAUAUGCUUGCAUGUAAAGCUGGUGUUGAUGUGCUAGGUUACUAAACCAUUUGCUAUCUGAAGAUGUUGUGUGCAACACAAUGUUAAUUAUUAUAUAACUGACAGUAAACACAUUAUUUACAGCUGUAUGUUAAUCAACUCUUAGUUAAAAUCCAUGUCAGUCGUGGUUGUUGCUUAACCUCACUUCGCCAAGCUGGUCAGUGCGAGCUGAUAAAGACAGUGGGCAGGUCCGGUUUAGAUACCAGUCGCCACACACUUUAUCUGUGACUGGGAAUUGACCUCAGAAAAAACACGUAAUUGAAAUUAUAUUUCACACUGUAAAUAUAUCUUUAGAUGUGUGCAUACUGUAUCACAAAAAAUACAUUGUACUUUCAUGUAUAUUCAAAAUAUGUUACAAUAUUCAAAUUAUUUCAAUAAUGAGUAUGUACUCACAUCUGAAACAAUACGACGGUAUGUCUAUGAGCUUAAGUGCGCGGACACUUGAUGCACAAAUGUAAAAUUAAAAACCCUCUGGUGCCAGCCUGUGGUCACCCAAAACAGAACCAUGGAACAUGUGUAGUCGUCACUUCAGAGACACUUAUAGUAGGGGGCACACACCGUUUAUUCUAACACUUCCGCAGUACAGGGAAUAACUACACAUGGGUCAGGACAGCCGGCACACUGUCUGACCCACAACGCCGAGGAGGUGAAGACGGGGACGAAGACUUGCAGACGACGGGUUCCAUUCCAAACGACAGCCCCGACCCAGCGUCGGGACCUCCCUUUUAUACUCCCCAGCGUGGCCUGACUCCGCCCUCGGCCACGCCCCCUUCUGGAACCUACCAGAAGAUUCUGGGCUUCGCCCCACGUGUCCCCUCUGUCACUCUUACCCCACAUCCCUUACCCCGCCUAUCACGCGCCCUGCUGGCAGACCGGCUGCUGUGUCCUCAGAUCCUCGCUCUCUACCAGUAACCAGCGCUAUGCGCCCCAGUGACCCAUUCUAUGUCACUACACAUGUAACGACUCGAUGCCCGAUUCACAAAUAUGAAGCAGGCAUCGCAGCGAUAUUGUCUGCUACUCCUGACACAAUUAUCUGGCUCAAUCACCUCAAUAUCAAUUUAAAGCUGUUACUCUACAUCAG